Molecule: messenger RNA, 2732 nt
Organism: Emiliania huxleyi CCMP1516
Lineage: Eukaryota; Haptophyta; Isochrysidales; Noelaerhabdaceae
Product: DNA topoisomerase
Exons: 3
Coding region: 1-2478 (825 amino acids)
Biological process (GO): DNA topological change
Cellular component (GO): DNA topoisomerase type II (double strand cut, ATP-hydrolyzing) complex
Molecular function (GO): ATP binding; DNA topoisomerase type II (double strand cut, ATP-hydrolyzing) activity; DNA binding
Source: RefSeq, a predicted model, not a curated record
AUGCGAGACUCGUACAUGUCGUACGCGAUGUCGGUCAUCAUGUCGCGCGCGCUGCCGGACCUGCGCGACGGCCUCAAGCCCGUCCACCGCCGCAUCCUCUACGCGAUGAGCGAGCUGAACCUCUCUCCGGAGGGCUCGCACCGCAAGUGCGCAAAGGUCGUCGGCGAGGUGCUGGGCAAGUUCCACCCGCACGGCGACCAGUCCGUGUACGACGCACUGGUGCGGAUGGCGCAGCCCUUUUCCCUCCGCGCGCCGCUCGUCGACGGCCACGGCAACUUUGGAUCCAACGACCCGGAUCCUCCGGCGGCGAUGCGGUACACCGAGUGCAAGCUGCAACGCCUCGCGCGGGACUCGCUGCUGACCGACGUCGCUCUGGACACGGUCGAUUUCACCGACAACUUUGACGCGUCGGAGCGAGAGCCGAUGGUCCUCCCCGCUCGGCUGCCGAUGCUCCUUCUCAACGGCGCGUCCGGGAUCGCCGCCACCAAUAUCCCCCCGCACAACUUGGGCGAGCUGGUCGACGCACUGCAGGCGCUGAUCUCAGACCGCGACGUGUCCGACGCAGAGCUGCUGCGCCGCCUGCCCGGCCCCGACUUCCCGACGGGAGGGAUCAUCAUGGGCAACGCCGGCGCGCGGGACAUGUACACGACGGGCAGAGGCUCCGUGGUGCUGCGCUCGACGACGUCCAUCGAGGCUCUCCCUGCGGCACGCGGGCAAGGCUCUCGGCAGGCGAUCAUCGUGACUGAGCUGCCCUAUGGCACCGCCAAGAACCCGCUGCUGGAGAAGGUCGCCGCGCUCGUCAACGCCAAGACCCUCGUCGGCAUCUCCGACAUCCGAGACGAGUCGUCGCUGGCUGGCACCCGCGUCGUGUUUGAGCUGCGGAGGGACGCCGACCCGCUCGUCGUCCUCAACCAGCUCUUCAAGAAGACGGAGCUGCAGAAGAACUUCCCGGCAAACUGGAUGGCCGUCGAGGGUCCGGGCAAGAUGCCCGCCCGCCUCACCCUCCGCUCCGCCCUCUCCUCCUUCCUCGACUUCCGCGUCGAGUGCGUGCGGCGCCGCACGGCGCACUUGCUGGCGAAGGCGGAGGCGAGGCUCCACUUGGUGGACGGCCUACUUCUGGCCACGCAGCAGAUCGAUGCCGUGAUCGAGGCCAUCCGUGGCGCACCCUCUGUCGGCGACGCUCGCGAGCUGCUCACGUCUUCGCGGUUCGGCCUCUCGCCGGAGCAAGCCGAGGCGAUCUUGUCGCUGCAGUUGCGCCGCCUCACCGCCCUCGAGCAGUCAAAGCUCGAUGAUGAGAGGGCAGACUUGCGUGCCGAGGUUGCACGGCUGUCGACGCUGCUGUCGGAGCGGUCAAAUGUCGAGGCGGCAAUCUCGGCGGAGCUGGAGGAGCUGAGGGAAGCACACGCGACGCCGCGCCGCUCUGCGAUCGAGGUGGAGUACGAGGAGCUGUCUGACCUCGACCUCACACCAAACGAGGGGUGCGUCAUCGUGCAGUCGGCGCGCGGCUUCGUCAAGCGCAUGCCCCUCGACGAGUUUGAGGCGCAGGGCCGAGGCACGCGAGGCAAGGCGGGCAUGGCCAACCUGGGAGACGGCGACGCGGUGCUGCGCAUCUUCUCCUGCGCGACGCACGACACGGUCCUCUUCAUCUCGGAGCGCGGCAUCGCCUACGCACUCGAGGCGUUUCGCGUCCCCGUCGCGUCACGAACAGCCCGCGGCGUGCUGCUGCAGUCGCUGCUCCCGAUCGCCGCCGACGAGUCGAUCGCGCAGCUGCUGCCGGUGUCCGAGUUCAGCGAGAACGAGUCGCUGGUGCUGCUCACGCGGCACGGCUGGAUUAAGCGCACGCCGCUGCUUGCCUUCGAACGGAUCACCGCGCGAGGGCUCAUCGCUGCGUCGCUCGGCGAGGGGGACUGCCUCACGCACGCCGCCGUGUGCACCGAAGCCGACACCGUCAUCAUCGCAUCGCGGCUCGGCCAGGCGCUGCGCUUCAACACGGACGCCAAGCAGCUGCGCGCCUCCGGACGCGCCUCGAGAGGCGUCAAGUCGAUGCGGCUGCGCGACGGCGACGAGAUCGCCGACAUGGACGUGGUGCGCGUGGGGGACCGCCCUGCGGACGCCAUCGUGCGCGGCGGCGAGGCGGGCGGCGAGCGAGGCGGGGAGAUGCUGCUCGCGGUGACGAGGGGAGGGUAUGGCAAGCGGGUGCGGGUGGACGCGUUCCAGCCUAAGGGGCGCGGCGGGCAGGGGAUGAUCUCCAUCAAGUUCAAGAACCGCGACGACCGGCUCGUCGGCCUCUCGCAGGCGCGCGAGGAGGACCAGCUGCUUCUCAUCACGAAGAAGGGCGUGACGGUGCGGCAGGCCGUCGCCGCCAUCUCGGAGCAGGGGCGCGCCGCCACCGGCGUCCAGCUGCAGCGGCUCGACGCGGACGACUACGUCGCCUCCGCCGCCAUCGUGCCCCCCGUCGAGCAGGACGACGCGGCGUGAGAGGCUCCACGCGGGAGCGUAUUGCGUAUUUUGGAGGAACGCCCUCUCUUCGAAGCUUGAGCGAUCGACUUACUCGUACACUUUUGUCGACACCCAUUUGUGCACAAAUCAGACACCACACCUGGCUACUUUAAGCGCGAUGUCUCUUUUUGUCCAAUCGUGGUCAGUACUGUUAUGUAUAUGCACUCUGCCCCCUAUGCAUUCGCAUCGUGAUAUGCAUCCUUACCGAUCCAUAACCUUAGCGCCUAUACAUU